AUGCAGAUCUCGCACUCGCACAACGUUGCGGCCCAGGGCAGGUACAUUGCCACCGUCUCCACCACCAUUGAGACCAACAACCCACAACGCGAGUUGCAGGCAGGUCUGGCGCUUCUAGGCCAAAUCGAGGAGACCUUUUUCCAGGUUUCCGAUCUAUACGCGCCCUCGGAUGACGGAGUUGAGAGCCAGUGCUUCGUCACGAAGUCGUACGAUGCCACGUCGCACUUUGAGACCACUUGUCUCGAUGUGUUGGAUGUGUGGAAGCACAUGACCGGAGAGGAUCUCGAUCUUAACAAACAGCUACAACAGAACAUGGAUGUGAACUAG
Molecule: messenger RNA, 327 nt
Organism: Sphaeroforma arctica JP610
Lineage: Eukaryota; Ichthyosporea; Ichthyophonida
Exons: 2
Coding region: 1-327 (108 amino acids)
Biological process (GO): vesicle-mediated transport; small GTPase-mediated signal transduction; protein transport
Cellular component (GO): cytoplasm
Molecular function (GO): Rab GDP-dissociation inhibitor activity
Source: RefSeq, a predicted model, not a curated record